Molecule: messenger RNA, 1557 nt
Organism: Esox lucius (northern pike)
Lineage: Eukaryota; Metazoa; Chordata; Actinopteri; Esociformes; Esocidae
Gene: zmynd12
Product: zinc finger, MYND-type containing 12
Exons: 8
Coding region: 57-1220 (387 amino acids)
Molecular function (GO): protein binding
Source: RefSeq, a predicted model, not a curated record
CAAGCAUUCAGGAAACAAUGUAAACAAGAUUUGUCAUCUCCGGACACUUAUUUAUUAUGAAUUCAGUUAGUAAAUCAAAAGUGUCGUCACUUAAGUCAACGUUACAUACACUUGCAAACCCAAAAGGAGUGAAAAAGCAAUGUGAGCUUUGUCAUAAACCGGCGUACCUGCAAUGCACCAAAUGUCGGGUCACUUUCUACUGUGACACCGAUCACCAGCAGGCUGACUGGGUAGGGAUUCAUGAGAAGGUCUGCCAGCUGCUCAUCCCCAUUCGCACCACAAUGCCCUUCCACAGCCUGCAAGCGGACAGAGACCACCACUGUGCACAGAUACAGCACAGACAAGAGCUGAUUGAGAUUUCCAGGGCUGUGGCUCAGAAGAAGCUGUUUGAGGGGAAGUACCAGGAGUCACUUCCUGCUGCCAAGCUUUCGUUGCGCUGUGCUAUGGAUGUCUACGGCCCAAGUGCUGUCCAGCUGGUCCCUGCAUACCUUCUACUGGCCGAGGCCAAUGUGGGACUGGGCAGUCUAGCCCAGGCAGAGGAAUAUAUGUCUCAGGCUGAAUGGACAGUGAUGAAGACACCCAAUUGUAGUCACACUGUCCUCCACCAGCUGCACCGCAAUCUGGGUCGCCUUUACACCGCCACAGAAAACCUGGAGGGCGCGCUGUUGCACUUUGCCAACGACGUGUACUAUGCCAGUGAUGCGUAUGGCAUGAAUAACAUUGUCACUUGUGGUGGUUACUUUUUAAUGGCCAAUGUCUUUAUCAAACAAGGAAAGAUGGACAUCGCCAGUUCUUUAUACAAUGAGGUGGCAAGAACAUGGCACUCUCACCUUACCACACUCUUGAAAACUCAUACUGAAGGAUCCAGGACACUGGAGCAAUCCUUUGAUGAGGCUCAGCAGGAGGAAGCAGAUCAAAUGCUAAGGGCCAUGCUGGAGAUUCAGGAGAGCAGCCCUAAGCAGGAUAAGACCCAGAACGCCUUAGUCACCCACUGUCUAGCCAUGCUGUGGUUUCUGUGUGGAUCCCCAGAGAAGGCACUGGAGUUUGGCAGGAAGGCUCUGCAGUCCAUCCAGCUGGUUCCAGACCACAACCUGACAGAGCCCAUCCAGAGCCUGAUGCAGCUGGCAGCAGAGACUGCCCAACACCAUACCAACCAAGCUGAACCAUGUCCAUCCAACAACCUGCCACCUUCUCAGCUCAACACAAAAGUAGAGUCCUAACAAAAUGGGUUAUGGUACAAUCUUAGAAUAAAAUAUUGUGACUUUCCACCAAGACUUCUGAUAGGAUGUGUAAGGAUUCUGAUAUAAGAUGUGUCUUACCAGAAUGAGUUUGGGAUUUCAGAAUAUUGUUGUACCAUGAUGCAGAUUGGUUAGCAGACAUGUUAGCAGAUGUACAUUUUAGUUGUGAAAUUCAUGUUCUACCAUGGGCACACUUGAAACAUCUAUUCCCAUUUGUGGGUAGUAUAGAUUCACACUAUGGCUAUGUACUGUAGUUUCUAAAUAAAUUACAAUUCCUCUAAAAUAGCAUCACCAUGAAUAAGAUAAUGCUGAUAACACA